Molecule: messenger RNA, 969 nt
Organism: Fomitopsis serialis
Lineage: Eukaryota; Fungi; Basidiomycota; Agaricomycetes; Polyporales; Fomitopsidaceae
Exons: 6
Coding region: 1-969 (322 amino acids)
Source: RefSeq, a predicted model, not a curated record
AUGUCGCCCCCGCUUUCUUUCACCGCCACGCGCGCCCUCGCCGUGCCGCAAGACGAGUUCGACGCCGCGCCCCAAAAGCCCGUCGUCGUCGUCACUGGCGGCUCCGGAAAGCUCGGUCGUGCCACCGUCGUCGACCUGCAGCAGCAUGGCUGGCAAGUCAUCAACAUCGACCGCGCGCCUCCGCCCAAAGACGCGCCCAAGAACGUCAUCUACAUGUACACGGACCUCGAGAACAUGGGUCAGGUCAUGGAGAACCUCAUCGAGGUUGACACGAAAUACAAGGCUCCAGUCGCCGUCGUGCAUCUUGCGGCCUUGCCGGCUCCUGGUAUGGCAGCCUCCUCUACCCAGUUCCAGCUGAACGUCAUGGCAACGUACAACAUCCUUGAGGCAUCGCGCAAGCUCGGCAUCAAGAACCUCGUACUCGCUUCCUCCGAGACGCUCCUUGGUCUCCCGUUUGCACCCUGGAUCCCAGAUUAUAUUCCCGUCGACGAGAACUCGCCGCGUCGCCCAGAGAGCGCGUACUCGCUCAGCAAGCUCGUCGGAGAGGUAAUGGCGGAGGAGUACUGCCGAUGGGACCCGACCACCAAAGUCAUUUCCCUGCGCUUCUCAAACGUACAGGCGCUGGAAGACUACAAAGACUUUGACGGCUGGCAGCACGACCCGAAGCUCCGGAAAUGGAAGUGGCACUUCGGCUGGGACUUUGCUUGUGCUGGUAGCCUGUUCGGGUACAUCGACGCUCGCGAUGGUGCACAGGCGAUCCGUAAGGGCCUCGAGUCGAAGGCAACCGGACACCACCAGUAUCUCAUUGCGAAUUCGAACACGACGAUGCGAAAGCCGAACUCGGAGAUCGUGCCGCUGUGCUUCCCAGGCGUCCCUUACACGCCGACGAAAGGUUCGAACGACACGCUCCUCAGCAUCGAGAAGGCGCGCAAGGAGCUCGGGUACGAACCUCAGCACAACUGGUACUAG